This is a messenger RNA of Necator americanus (New World hookworm), 8010 nucleotides long. RefSeq lists its product as uncharacterized. The coding region runs from base 1 to 8010 and encodes 2669 amino acids. Gene Ontology annotation, biological process: proteolysis; DNA integration. The transcript is spliced from 5 exons. The record is from RefSeq and is a predicted model, not a curated record. Gene Ontology annotation, molecular function: aspartic-type endopeptidase activity; calcium ion binding; zinc ion binding. NCBI's taxonomy places the organism in Eukaryota, Metazoa, Nematoda, Chromadorea, Rhabditida, Ancylostomatidae.
AUGCGCUCCUCUAAAGUUGGAAUUGCAAGAAUGCCGGAAAAACGAGACAAGCAAACAACCGGGCGCAAACUAUCAACAACCUCAAGAUCUACGGUGCAUUCUUCUGAGAGUCAGCCAUUCGACGCUCCGGAUACAGCCAGUGCACGGAAAAAACUGAAGGAGUACCAACAAAUAUUCAGCAUGUUUGACACUGAUGGAUCUGGCGCCAUAGGAAACGCCGAACUGAAGCAAGCGAUGCUUAGUAUAGGAAUUCACGCGAACGAAGCAGAAAUAGACAACGUAAUAAGAGAGUCACUACUGGAUAAGUACAGUACUUACUCAGAUGAGAUAAAACCAUCAGGAACAGAUGAGGAAAGGUACGAAGAGUAUCUCAGUGCCGCAAAUUUGCUAUCUGGAAGCAUAGAGACAAUCAAAAUGAGCAGAAACGCUCUUCAGGCAUUGAUAGAUAAAUUGCAAAAAGAAUAUGAAGAAGCAAGAUCUAAGGGAAAUAAAAAAGACCUCACAAAUGAAGUUGAGGAGAUUGAAAAUGACACGCAAUUCAAUGAAAGGAUUGCAAAGGCAAACGAAAUGGUAUAUAUACUAAGUGCCAGAGUCACAGAAGCACGGAAUCACAUGGGAAAACUUGCAAGGAAGAUGGGAAUAACUCAUAGAGAGCCCACAAAACAAAAACCUGCAAGAAUAAAUGAAACUCACGCAGAUCAGCAGACCGCAACAGAGUCAACUGCGACUGAGGAAACCGAAGAAGGUUCUUCACAAAAUGACGCCAUUUGGCUCUCGGAAGACAAUUCAAAUUCGGAAAAAAGUAGAGAAGACGAUGAAGAUUUCAUAUGUCGUACUCUCAAACCAAGGCAACUAAGUUUGCCACGAUUCUACGGGGACGAAGAAGAGUUCCCUGAAUUUUGGGCAAUAUAUGAAACGCUCGUUGACCAAAGUAAGGUUUUAAGUACAGUCGAAAAAAUGCUGUUACUUAGAGAUAGCCUCAAAGGGAGAGCAGAAACAGCCAUAAAAGGCAUACAAUUGAUCCCACAAAAUUAUAAGUGGAUGAUUAAUGCUUUGAAAAAGAAAUACGGUAAUAAACCGACUAACAGAGCAAAAAUAGUGCAAAAAUUAAUUAAUUUGCCAGCAGCAAAGAAUGAUGCUGAUAGCUGUAUGAACACGUUCGACAAAAUUCGAAUGCUCAUGAAUCAAAUGGUCUCUGCAGGCCAAAAUAUACCACAAAUGCAAGAUGCGAUGUGGACAGAGAAAAUUUUGGAGAAAUUUCCUUACACUAUAGUGAAAAACGUUCUUGUUACAAUUCAAGAUCAAGAUGAAGUGAAAAUAGAAGAUGUAAUGGAUCAUCUUGAGAAGGAGAUUAAUGCAAAAAAGUUUGUAGACGCACGUUUAAAAGGUCGUGUAAAAUUUGAAAACCAUCCGAACCGAAGACAAUACGGUGUGGAUGUUACAGAACCCCCAAAAUUGGGAAAAAUUUGUCGUUUUUGUGACAACUCAAAUCAUAUAUCAGCGAACUGCCGAACAAUCACUGAUAUCAAAUCAAGGCGAAAUAUGGUGAAAGAAGCCAGACAAUGCUGGAAAUGUUUCUCAGAAGAACACAGCAGUUAUGACUGUCAGAAACCAAAUUGUCCUAAAUGUGGCAAAAUGCACGAUGUAAGCCUUUGCAUUUCCACUUCAAAUGAUGGUACCAGGACAAGAUAUAGCGCUGGUGACCGAUCGCGCAAUCAAAGCUCCUCCAAUACCGUACCAGUUCCAAGAAAUAACACUACUACUCGGAAUCAAUACGGCAAUGGCCGCAAUAAUGGUAACGUCCGCAACAAUCAGCAGACAAAUCCUCAUACAGCUGAUCACAGUACUAACCACUCAGCCGAAGGUUCCGUGUACAUUGACAAAAGAAAAGAGCAAGUAGUCCUGAUGACUGCCGAAGGAAAUGUUUGGAAUAAUAACACCAGACAAUUCGAAAAACUCCUGUUUUUCUUUGACACUGGAGCUCAAAAAACCAUCAUUAGAGAGCAGACCGCAAGGGAAUUUGGUCUUCCAACUCAGAAAACCGAAAUCUGCACAAUGUCAGGUAUAGGUGGACAUACCGAAAAAUAUCAAACAAACAUUGUCCCCCCUCAAAAUCAGCAAUGCCUUUGGCAAGGAGAUCCAUAUGACGAUUCAAACCAAGCCAAUUAUCACCAAUGGCUUUUCGUCUAUAACUAUUACGACCUCGUAAACACAGUUGACACUAUAACUUUGCCAUCUGGAUUACGCAUUGCGCGUACGGUAUUCGGGCCAACGGUACACGGCAAAGGGUCAAUCAAUUCGCAGCAAGAAGCGACAACGAUAACACAUGGCCUCAGCCUCGUUCAAGAACAGAAUGAAUCAGAAAUUCUACAGAAGUUGUUCGAACUAGAUGGUUUAGGAAUAUCAUCAGAAGAAUGUACUAAGAACGAAAACACAUUCGAGUACUUCAAAAGCUAUUCGAAAUCAAUAUCGUUUGAAAACGGCGUUGUAACCGUACCCUUUCCCUUGAAAGAUAAUGUCAUCGACCUAACGGAUAAUUACGGAAUAGCGUACCGUCGAUUGAUUUCGUUACAAAGACAACUAUCAAAUAAUAUCCACCAACGUGAGUGGUAUAACAAAAUAAUGAACGAUUAUAUCCAAAACGGAGUUGUCGAAUUAGUCCACGGACAAAAUAAAAAUUCGGCCGGCACUUACUACAUGCCACAUUCCGGAGUUUGGAAGCCAGAAAAGGCAAAACCAUUGAGGAUAGUAUUUGAUGCUUCCUCUAAGAGAGUCGGACAGCUUUCGCUGAAUGAUGUGAUCUACACAGGAGAAUCCUUCGUGAACAAAAUUCAUGAUGUUCUAGUUGCAAGUAGAACCAGUGGAAUUAUUCUUUUAUGCGAUAUUGAAGCGGCUUUCACGCAAAUCAGACUAGUGGAAGAUCAUAAAGAUUUGUGUCGGUUUUUAUGGCUGAAAGACAUGAAUAAGCCUCCAAAUCGAGACAACAUAGCAGAAUACAGAUUCAAUCGUUUGCCCUUCGGUAACACCUCGGCACCAAGUAUUCUUAACAUGGCCAUUCUGGCAUAUUUAAAUCACAAGAAUACUCCGCUCUCACUGGAGAUUGCAAAACAUAUUUAUGUGGACAAUAUUCUCUUAUGCGCCACCACCAAAGAGGAAGCACUAGAAAAAUAUACUGCUUCAAAGAAUAUUUUCCGUGAAAUCGGCAUGAAUUUACGAGAAUAUAUUUCAAACUCUGCUGAAGUUAACAGAGCUAUCCCAAAAGAGGAUAGAGCGCCCACAGACAACAUAAAACUUCUUGGCGUCAAAUAUGACACCAAAUCGGACGAAUUUGUGAUGAAAGUUACAAUUCCACAAAAAGAAAAACUAACCAAACGCGAUAUUGUAAGCCAAAUAAACUCGAUCUAUGAUCCCGUAGGCCUCGCAAGCCCACUGAUUAUCAAACUGAAGUCUCUAAUGAGAGAAAUUUAUGAUACAGGGAUAGAAUGGAAACAAUACGUUCCGCAAGCGCUGUGUAUUAAAUGGAAUUCUGUAAUACAAGAGAUAAACAAUGCAUGUAUAAGGGUCAGUCGACCAUUGCUACGUUCUCCCACGUCUCACACCUCAAGAAUUUCCUUAUGGGUGUUUUGUGACGCCAGCAAAAUGGCAAUAUCGACAUGCGCAUAUCUGAGGUGCGAAAACACUAAUGAGAUCACUUCAUUGAUUAGUGGAAAGAGCAAGCUAACACCAAAAAAGAUCCAGCAGACUAUACCACGCUUGGAAUUGUUGGCUAUCUUAAUAGGACUGCGAAUGGCGAAAACCAUUCUUGAUUCAAUAAACAUUGAAAUUAUUUCCGUAAAUGUCGCCAGUGAUAGCGAAAUAGCACUUCAGUGGAUAAGGUCUUCACGCAAACUUCCGAUAUUCGUGACUAAUCAGAAGGAUCGCAUUUUGAGAUUGAAGACUCAAAUCGAAGUCAAAUCCAUCCCAGUACAUCUAUUUCAUGUUCCAACACAUCAUAAUCCAGCAGACGUUGGAACUCGAGGCACAACGGCAAGCCUCAUCAGUAAUCAUGAUUGGGUGAGAGGACCCAGAUGGCUAGAGCACGACCAGCAAACUUGGCUUAUUCGAUCCAUAGAUAACCUCAGCUGUGAUCAGUUUUACGAAGAAAUAGAGGACAAUCAACAUGUGAAUGUUGAAACCACAAACGAGUCAGCGGAAUCAUCCCGUUUAAUAAUAGAUCUAGCUCGUUUCUCUCGCUACAAAACAGCUCUUCGAACAUUCUCAGUUGUUGGAAAAUUGCUGAAUGUCAUUGCUGCGGAGGAUAUGGAGAUCUCUGAGAAACUCAUCUUAGCAGCUAUUCACGAAAACAUCAACGUGCAAAAAUUGCAGAAACGAUUCCCAAAUCAGAAGAUUAUCAGAGACGAAAAAGGUAUCAUUCGAUACAAGUCACGCAUUCAGAACGCCAAUUUGCCAUAUGAUGCAAAAAUGCCAAUUUUCAUUCCGAAUUACUCGGAACUAGCCAGGCUAAUCAUUCAUGACCUGCAUUAUGGAAACGCACACUGCGGCAAAGAACAGACAUUAGCGCUGGCAAGACAACGAUUUUGGAUUCCCCAGCCAUCUAGAAUGAUCAAGAAAUAUCUGCGUACAUGCAUUACGUGUAAGAAAUGCCACGGAUUGCCAUAUGGAGCACCAGAGAUGCCACCAUUACCAACAGAUCGGGUAAUAGUAACCAAACCCUUUGCCAAUGUUGGAUGCGACUAUAUGGGACCAUUUGAGUCAAACGUCAAACAGAAAAUGUACGUCUGUUUAUUCACAUGCCUCACUACCAGGGCUGUGCACCUUGAAGUGGUCGAAAAUUUGUCAGCGGGUGCAUUUUUAAGCAGCUUCAUCCGUUUUAUAUCUCGAAGAGGUGUUCCAAAACUCAUCCGAACUGAUUGCGGAACGAAUUUUAAAUUGGGAUCAAAAGUGAUUGAAAAUUUGUUCCUAGAAAAUGAUGAAAAUGGUAGCUCCGUGAUGAGCUACAGUGCCUCAGAAGGCAUAAAGUGGAUUUUCAAUCCACCUGCUUCACCAUGGAUGGGAGGCGCAUGGGAAAGAAUGGUUGGCUCCGUGAAAAGAUGCUUUCAAAAAAGCAUUGGACGUAAAAAAUUGUCAUUUGAACAAAUGACUACAGUAAUUUCAAGAAUUGAAGCGAUAAUUAAUACUCGCCCGUUGACAAAAGUAAGUGCAACGGAUCUUGAUGAAAUACCGAUAAGACCUAUCGAUUUCCUACAAGGAAAUCUAAAGUACUCUAUUCCAAGCACGCAGUUACAGUGCGGUAAUGGCGAUACAGUAUAUGAUCCCGAGUUGCUUCAGACAGUUGCGCAAGCACAGGAAGCAUUAAUGUUUUCGGAAACGAUCGCUACAGUAUUUUGGGAGCGAUGGAACAAAGAGUAUCUUACAUCCUUGAGAGAUAACCAGAGAGUGCUACUAAAACAACCGCGGCAUGUGAAAAAUACACCGCAAAUCGGAGAAAUUGUACUUAUUGAGCAAGAAUUUCUUCCACGUGGUAACUGGAUGUACGGCAAAGUACUAGAAACAGUACCAAGUGCAGAUGGUCUUGUAAGAUCAGCGAAACUCCUUACGCCAAACAAAAGAGUUAUCCAAAGACCACUCAACAAGUUGUAUCCCUUAGAAAUACGUAGUUCUGUGGGAGACUCACAUCUAGAACUCGAAAAAGACUCCACUUCUGAGCGGGAGAUACACCAGAAAGAAAGAGUAGAUUCAGCAGAAUCAUCUUCCCGCAGAACUCGUCCAACUAGACAAUCGAAAACACAUGCCUUGAAAGUCAUCCAAGAAUUUGAAAGAAGUCUUGACCGACCCUCUACUUCUUCAAGUAGACAGGUAUCCACAUAUCUGCUGAUGGCUAUGUUGGCAUUAUCAACUAUAUGUCCAGUGACAGCGACAGCACAUGAGAACAACUCAAUAAAGUGCAACGAAGGAAGAGUAGAAAUAGUGCCUCCUUCAUCAAGAUUUGAGCUUUGCAUCAACGCAAUGUGCAGAAUUAUGUCUAACGUAUCGAAAUCGUAUAUAUUUGAAUUGGAAAAAUCAUCAUUAGAUGAAAAUAGCACGAUUACGUUACGCUCUGAAUGGGAGAGCUCAGUGGUCUUCUCGACUAUGCAGUGCGAACCGCCAGACUUUUGCGAAAAAUCGGCCUUGCUGAUGAGCAAAGAUCUUAUAGGUAAUCCUCACUGUUGGCCACUUGGAGCCAUAAUCACCUUAACAGUGUUAGUUUACCUUUCGAUCAAUAGCAUCAUGUUGAUCAUAUGGUUAAUUAAAUGCACACGAAAUGCAAAACGGAAAGGAACUCCGAAUUCCACAUCCGAAGAAGAAACAAUUCCAAUGAGAACAUUCAAUCCACAUCCGAUCAAUAUACCGUCCGCCUUGUUGAUUUGUGUCACACUCUUGGCACUAGCAAGCAAGGUAAUUACUUGCCAGCAUGGAUAUAUGAGGCAUAGUGUAGAGGUAGUCUGCGAAAAUCGCGGAAAUUGCACUUAUAAUUACAACGAGGAAGUUCUAUUCAAUAGAUUCAACUCCAAUCUUUGUAUUCAGCUUAAUCAUGCUAAUAAAACGAUCGGACUUAUAAAGAUACGUUCAAGACCAAUGAAACUGUCCUGUUCCAAAGUUUCAUUAUUCUUCACUAGAGAGACGAAACUCAAGAUCUACCACACAACGAGAUGCUCACAAAUGGGCUCUUGCACUCAGUCUAAGUGCAGUAGAAUUAGGCUGGACGAAGUAAUUCCUGAGUUCAAAAGAUCAUCUCCAUAUCCAGGAUACUCAAUUUGUGGUAGCACAUGCGGCGGUAUAGCAUGCGGUUGCUUCCUACCAUUUCCAGCAUGUACGUUUCUGAGGAUUGCUCAUGUUCCGAAGAAGACGCAGACUGUCUUUGAAGUAGUAAGUUGCAUGGAAUGGCAACCAGUAAUCCAAAUUGACGUCGAUUUCAUGCUUUAUAAUAAAGGAAAGCUGAAAUCUUUCAGUUUACAACCUUAUGUUACACAAAAGUAUGAUGAACUGUCACUGACAGUCAUUUCUUUGCAAAAACCUCAUUCUCCAUUGAUGGACAAAAGAUUCGCUGUAACCCCAAUGGAGGCUAUGAUGCUACCAGAUCAUUAUCAACUUCCCGUUGAAUGCGAGUCAGAAGCAUCUGCUCUUGAUGCCUUUGUGAACUGCACAAAUCGCAUGAUCUGUUCUUGCGAAAAUAUGAAAGCACCGCAAACAUGUCAGUGUCCACAUGAUUCACUCCAAAAUUUGAGGAAAGAAGUGUCAAAUGUAAUGCCCAUACGCACUCCGUUCACAGAAAUCUUCAGUGAUAGCAAAGAAAUCUAUGCGCUCUCCAAGCAAGGAGAGAUCACUCUCGCAAUAGAAUCCAAUUUGCUUAUUGGCGGCACUGAGUUCAUAAUCAAUCAACCAUGUGAGAUCUCGGUUCGUGGGGUCAAAGGGUGCUACAGCUGUAGCGAAGGCGCAAGAAUCGAUUUCCUUUGCAAGUCAUCAAUAAACUCGUGGGUUACAGUACAGUGCGAGAAUCACGUUUUCCCCAUUGAAUGCGGCCCAACAAAUACUUCCGUGCAAGUUAUUUUAGACUUCGAAUAUUCGGUAGUAUCACAAGUGUGCCACACAUCAUGUGAUGGCAAGAAUGUUACCUUUGAUCUACAGGGAACACUCUUGUACCAUCCAAGAAGCAAGAGAAAUUUGCUCUCGCAGACAGAAGUGCAAGAGCUACAUGCAAAGAAUUCAUUACUUAAUUUUGAUCUGCCUGAUCUAAAUCCACUAAUGAAUACCAUAAAAAUGCACUGGCAUAUAGCCUUUACCGCUUGCGCCACAUUGGCCUUAGCCACUGGUUUGACGUACUUAUUCGGACCCACAAUGGUCUUAAUGAUAGCCAAAAUAACGCGGUCACUAACAGUCAGCAUAAUCAAAUUCGCUUGGAGAAUGGUUUGCUUGGUACUGAACCUAUUUGGCAAGAUCACUGCGUGGAUAAUUUGCAAUUACAGGCAAUAA